AUGCUACGUUUCAUUGAGGGCAAAGUGCAGUCAACGGAAAAACCGGUUACUAUGUUGUCAAAAUCUUCGCGCAUAUGUCGAUCGUACCGAGUCAUACCCUUAUCCAUAAUCAAUGCUUCGUCACGUGCUUCUUCAACAGCAGUCAAAGUUGACAAUUGUCCAGUAAAAUUAACGCAAAGCUAUUACCAUCAUGCAUCAAGUGUACCUUUGUUGUAUCAUACAGUUGGACAACAUUUGAAUAUUUUAGCUGAGGAAUACCCCAAUCAUCGAUGUUAUACAUUCAAAGGUGAAGGCAAUAAAUCUUACACGUACAAAUCAUUCCUCGAUGAAGUCGAUAGUUUAGCGACGCGUUUAAUCGAAUUGGGCUUCGAGAAAAACGACCGGUUGGCUGUCUGGCUACCGAAUACAUCUGAGAACUGUGCAUUGACGUAUGCAGCAUCGAGAGUUGGUGUCAUUAAAGUAAAUAUUAAUCCUGCAUAUAUGGGACGAGAAUUACUCUAUUGUUUGAACAAAGUCGCUUGCAAGGGUUUAGUGAUGCGACCCAAUGUAAAAAUUAUUGACUGUAUUAAAAUAAUCAAUACAUUAAUUCCUGAACUUAGUGAAACAAAAGGCGAGAUCAAUUCGAAAUCGAUCCCAUCAUUGAAACAUAUUAUUCUAACGCCAGGCGAUAACGGACAAACAGUAACUACACCACCGGGUAUGCAUUCUUAUACUGAUCUCAUACGUAAAGGUGCCAACGGCAAACGCGAUGCAUUACAAGCAAGUCAGGCACACUUAGAUGGUGAUACACCACUCUCGAUUUUUUAUACUUCGGGUACGACAGGACAACCGAAAGCUGCUACUUUAACAAAUUUUAAUAUGCUUAAUAAUAACUUUCAUCUAUGCUAUACUUAUCCUGAACUAAUGAGCCGGGUUUGCUGUCCUAUACCCACCUUUCACAUAUUCGGCGAAAUUGCGGGAACCUUGAAUAUCAAUGUUCCGAAAUAUUUUACUGCAUUUUCAAGUAUAUUACCAGAUACAGUGGAAACUAUGCGAACUGUCCAGGACGAAAAAUGUACAGCGUUGAUUGGCGCGCCGAUUAUUUUUCGAGACAUACUUGCACAUCCAAGAAGAAAAGAAUUCGAUAUGAGUUCUCUUCUUUUCGGCAUUUUAGGUGCCGCACCUGUCAAUCCGGCGUUAAUCGAGCAAUUGGAGCGUGAAAUUCCGAUUAAGACAAUUUCACAAGGAUUCGGUCAAACGGAAAAUGCUGCAUCGAUGGCAAUGAGUGUAUUUGCUGAAAAUGACAAACAACGGCGGUAUUCAUCAGUUGGAAAAGCUCUACCACGACUUGAAAUGAAAAUAGCAGAUGCAAACGGAAAAAUUUUACCUGUCGGUCAAGAGGGAGAGAUUUGCGCGCGAGGUUUCAACAUAAUGAGAGGCUACUACAAUGAUGACGAGAAAACACGUGAAACAAUCACUCCGACUGGCUGGCUACGAACCGGCGAUUUAGGUGUUAUGGAUGACCAAGGUUAUGUUUAUUAUCGUUCACGUCAGAAAGAAAUGGUUAUCGUUGGUGGAAUCAAUGUUUAUCCAGUUGAGGUUGAAAACUUUCUCCUAGAGCAUCCAAGCAUUGCCGAGGCACAAGUCUUCGGUAUGCCUGAUAAACGCUAUGGUGAAGUACUCUGUGCAUGGGUUAAACCAAAGGCAGGAAUGAAAAUUGAUAAUGUGGAAGAAGUGAAAAAUUUUCUUGCAUCAAAAGUGGCUUUCUUCAAAGUACCAAAAUACGUGAAAAUUGUCGAAUCAUUUGCAGCUUUUACCACGCCAACUGGCAAAGUACAAAAGUUUAAAUUGGCUGAAGCAAUGGCGAAGGAAGCUCCAGUAACAGCAUAA
Adineta ricciae is the source of this 1869-nucleotide messenger RNA. NCBI's taxonomy places the organism in Eukaryota, Metazoa, Rotifera, Eurotatoria, Adinetida, Adinetidae. The record is from the annotation of a GenBank genome assembly.